AUGGAUGGGAUUUGCCUCCUGGAGAAGGUGAAAGCUGGGCAAAUGGGUGAAGAUGUUGAGGGAGAGAGCCGUGCAGAUGGGGGCGGACGAGUGCUGCAGACGGGGGGCACAGCUGGAGCUACGGUUCCCAAGGAGUUUCUGUGUGACCAGAAGUACAGUGAUGAAGAGAACCUGGUGGAAAAGCUCGCGGCCUUCAAAGACCUGAUGUCUUUAAAGAGGAUGAUGGAGAAGCUCGGGGUCCCCAAGACCCACCUGGAGAUGAAAAAGAUGAUCUCAGAGGUGACAGGUGGGGUCAGCGACACCAUCUCCUACCGUGACUUCGUGAACAUGAUGUUGGGGAAGCGGUCGGCUGUGCUCAAGCUAGUCAUGAUGUUUGAAGGAAAAGCCAACGAGAGCAGCCCCAAGCCAGUUGGUCCCCCUCCAGAGAGAGACAUUGCCAGCCUGCCCUGA
Molecule: messenger RNA, 450 nt
Organism: Puma concolor (puma)
Lineage: Eukaryota; Metazoa; Chordata; Mammalia; Carnivora; Felidae
Source: RefSeq, a predicted model, not a curated record